AUGAAGAAGAAGAAGAGGAAGAAGAAGAGGAAGAAGAGGAGGAAGAAGAAGAGGAAGAAGAGGAGGAAGAGGAAGAGGAAGAAGAAGAAUUACCUGAAAGACAAAGCACGGAAUAUCACCAUCCCAGAAGAAUUAUUUAAUACUGAAAUACCCAAGCUAGUAAAAAAUUUCAGAUUGAUAGUUAAUGAGACGAGAUUGAAUAAAACAUUCAACCGUUAUUGUAACUACCUAAAUGUGCAAUAUGCACAGAUGAUAGAUAAAUUAAAAACGGACUUUUUUGCAGCUGCUGCAGAAUGUGGUAUGAAAGAUCGAGAUAAAGAAAAAUACUGGAAGGAAUGUGAAAAUUCCCUGAUCAGUGAUUUUAAAACUAUUAAUGAAAUUCACACAAAACACACAGAUACUUAUGUCGAAAAGGUAGAAGACCCUAAAAAGAUCAACCAUGCUGUCAUCUCUCAUUAUGGUAGCUGGUUGUGGAAUAAGAAAUUGAAAGAGGAGGAAAAAAAUGGGGCUAAGUUCUUUGAGGAUAAAAUCAAAAAGCAUAGGCGAGGUUGA
Messenger RNA from Plasmodium cynomolgi strain B, 552 nucleotides. Its product is annotated as RAD protein. The transcript has 2 exons. The coding region runs from base 1 to 552 and encodes 183 amino acids. NCBI's taxonomy places the organism in Eukaryota, Apicomplexa, Aconoidasida, Haemosporida, Plasmodiidae. The record is from RefSeq and is a predicted model, not a curated record.